AUGAAGGUCGCUGAGAUACUCUCCGACCUCACCUCCCUUCGGGCCUGUGAACACGCAGAUGCCGCCGCUCUCCUGAACGUGGGCAAAACAGCGCCAGGUUCAGCUAAUCCCCAGGAUGCUAGCUCUGCCGUCGCCAGCUCCCAGUCCAUGAAUCCAGACCUUCAGCGCGCAAAGGACCUGAUUGAUUUGCAUAAAGAGGUGAAGCUGAGACAUCAACGGUACCAGAACGGGGGAUUGGUGGACAAGGACCUGCGACAAGCGAGGGAUGAUGUUAGCCGGGUAUUGUGGGAGCUGGAGGAGGUAUAG
This is a messenger RNA of Coccidioides posadasii C735 delta SOWgp, 306 nucleotides long. RefSeq lists its product as uncharacterized. The record is from RefSeq and is a predicted model, not a curated record. Lineage: Eukaryota; Fungi; Ascomycota; Eurotiomycetes; Onygenales; Onygenaceae.